Messenger RNA from Paracoccidioides lutzii Pb01, 465 nucleotides. RefSeq lists its product as hypothetical. The coding region runs from base 1 to 465 and encodes 154 amino acids. The transcript is spliced from 2 exons. The record is from RefSeq and is a predicted model, not a curated record.
AUGCAAAAUGCGAAGUUUGAAGAGUUGGAAUUCUCCGAUUCUAGCGGCGGCUGCGCCAGAAGACAGUUGUUGUGGGAAACAGCUGGUUUCAGCACUGCCAUCCUAAAAUAUUCAGGUGAAAACCCCCCAAAGAUUCUUGUUCGAACCGACAACUGCGCACUUCAGGUCAACCCAAUCGCAGCCCAAAUACGAGCAGAACAUUCCAUCCAUGGAUCGCCCUGUAACAUUACGGAGGCUAAUCAAUACGGGGAAUUGUCAAAUCUGGGGCUUCCGCGAGGGGCGAACUUCAAUAACAUAUUCCCAAACAAAGCGAUAUGCUGUUUAAAAGCCAUCCUGGGUCCAAUCACCCUGCUAGAGGCACAGCCACAGGUUGAACCGAACAUCCCAUCACCUCAUUGGAAGGCUAGUCUGGAGAAGAACUCGAGAAAGGACAUCAUCGAGGAUUCCAAGGUUGACAGCUGUUAA